AUGGCUCUUCUUGCAUCUUUUACUGCCGUUGAAAAGGCUUCUAACAUGAACCAUAAAUUCGCUUUUACUCUUAAACCCAAAAAUUACACUAAUUGGAAAACCAUGCUUCAACCGUUUCUUGAAUCCACAAACAUGUUUCCUUACAUUGAUGGUACUAUUCCAUGUCCUUCACCCACCAUCACCAAAUCUGCUUCUGGAACUGUUUCUGAAGAAUCCUUUGCCUAUGUUAAAGGUACAACGGCUAAAGAAAUAUGGGACAACUUGGAACGAGGUCAUGCGCCCCACACUCAAUCCCGGGAAUAUACACUCAAAUCUCAACUUAUGAGAAUUGAGAUGAAAGGAGAUGAACUACCAUCCGCCUACCUUGCUAGAGCAAUGUCUUAUGCUACCGAUCUUCAAAAUAUUGGUAAAGCACUUGAUGAAACUGAUCUUGUUAUGCUUAUUCUCACAGGUCUUCGGGAAGAAUGCAAUGGGUUAAAAUCCAAUGUUUUGGGUCGUGAAACUCCGGUAGCCUUAUCUGAUCUUCCCACUCUACUAGCUGAUCACGAUUACAUGUUGCACAAACAACCUACUGUUGCUGCCACUUUUUCCUCGGCUUUUAAUUCAAUUUCUUGUGACAACCUUUCACUGCCGCUGCCCAACAACACUCCGGCAGCUUCUCCACAACCGUAG
This is a messenger RNA of Erigeron canadensis, 672 nucleotides long. RefSeq lists its product as uncharacterized. NCBI's taxonomy places the organism in Eukaryota, Viridiplantae, Streptophyta, Magnoliopsida, Asterales, Asteraceae. The record is from RefSeq and is a predicted model, not a curated record. The coding region runs from base 1 to 672 and encodes 223 amino acids. The transcript has 2 exons.